UAAAAGGCAGGUUCGAUUCAGAAUUAAAGCCUUUUGUUUACGUGUUUACGUAGAAGCUCACAAAAGACAAGUCGAAAUACGAAUUUAUUUCGACGCCGGUGUAUAAUUGGUAUAUUCAUAUCGUAUUAUUCGAAGAGAUGAGAAAAUAAGCAUAGCUAUACAUCAGCUAACCCGUCUGAUAUGUGAUUGGAUCUCUCCGUGUGUUGGCAAUGCUCGUUUUAUUGCUCUUUUCGACGGUUUUCGUCGAAACGGCACAGAUCACGAAGGACAAGGAAGUGGCCGGGUUCAAUCAAACGAGUCUCAAUUUCAAUCCGCUCACUGCGCUAGUGAAAUGUUCUUUUCUGCCCCUGGAGUUCAUGGACUGCGAUGAUCCGGUCAAUCUGAAAGGCAACCGCACCGCACGCGAGGAACUCGGAUAUGGAUGCGUCAAGUUCGGCGGUGUCUAUUACGAUGAGGUGGAAAUGACGAAGGUGAAAUGCAUGGUGUUUGAGGACAUUACCUGUUUCGGCCCCCGCGAAUUCAUGCGAGAUGGCUUCCCGUGCGUCAAGUACACCGACCACUACUUUGUCACGACGCUACUGUACAGCAUACUGCUCGGUUUUCUCGGGAUGGACCGCUUCUGCCUCGGCCAGACGGGAACUGCCGUCGGGAAGCUGCUCACGCUCGGUGGUAUAGGAAUCUGGUGGAUUGUCGAUAUAGUGCUGCUGAUUACCAACAAUCUACUGCCGGAGGAUGGCAGCAACUGGAAUACGAAAGUAUAGCCGAUCGGUGCGGUUUCCCCUUUGUGACCAGGAGAGGAUUCAGUCAUCACGAAGAAACACUUCCAUGGCUCGCCCCGAUUGGAGGCAAACGAAACGAACAGUUUGUUAAUACAAAAAUAGUAUAUUCUGUUUAUAUUCUUUAGAAGAAAGUCUCUUGAAACGAAAGGAAAAAAUAAAUAAUUGUCUCUAACUGAUCUUCGAUACCCUAUCUAAUCUAGCUGCGGUCAGAAUGAUCUAAAACAAAAACAAUAAAAAAUGUAAAUUAAAACGGAAGCCUACAGCAGUUGAACUGAAAAGAUCGCUAGAAUGUAAGCAAGGAUGGUUGCGCGAUAUUUGAAAUAAACAAAUGCCAAAU
This is a messenger RNA of Anopheles cruzii, 1116 nucleotides long. RefSeq names its product TM2 domain-containing protein CG11103 (gene amrt). The transcript has a single exon. Lineage: Eukaryota; Metazoa; Arthropoda; Insecta; Diptera; Culicidae. The coding region runs from base 210 to 761 and encodes 183 amino acids. The record is from RefSeq and is a predicted model, not a curated record.